This is a messenger RNA of Phaeodactylum tricornutum CCAP 1055/1, 726 nucleotides long. RefSeq names its product protein fucoxanthin chlorophyll a/c protein (gene Lhcf10). The transcript is spliced from 2 exons. The record is from RefSeq and is a predicted model, not a curated record. The coding region runs from base 32 to 631 and encodes 199 amino acids. NCBI's taxonomy places the organism in Eukaryota, Bacillariophyta, Bacillariophyceae, Surirellales, Neidiaceae. Gene Ontology annotation, cellular component: membrane. Gene Ontology annotation, biological process: response to light stimulus; photosynthesis, light harvesting in photosystem I.
UCACAAUCAGUUGAUUUGCCAAAAAGAUACCAUGAAGACUGCCGUUCUCGCCUCCCUUAUUGCCACAGCUGCCGCCUUUGCCCCGGCUCAGAAGGCCGUUACGAGCACUGCUCUUAGUGCGUCCAACUUCGAAGACGCGCUUGGUGCGCAGCCUCCGCUCGGAUUCUAUGAUCCUUUGGGCCUUUUGGAUGGUGCCUCCGAAUCCAAGUUCGAGCGACUUCGUUACGUGGAACUCAAGCACGGACGUAUCUCCAUGCUCGCCGUUGUCGGGUACCUCGUCACCGAGGCCGGAAUCCGUCUCCCCGGAAACAUUGACUACUCUGGUACCAAGUUCACAGACAUUCCUGGUGGAUUUGACGCUCUUUCUGCUAUCUCGAAGGAAGGUCUCGGACAGAUCAUUGGCUUCAUCUUCUUUUUGGAGAUGAUCAUGCGCCCCAUUGGUGGACGUGGUGAAUUCGUCGGCGACUUCCGUAAUGACGCCAUUGACUUUGGUUGGGAUACCUUUGACGAGGAGACCAAGCUCAAGAAGCGCGCGAUCGAACUCAAUCAGGGCCGUGCCGCUCAGAUGGGAAUUCUUGCCCUUAUGGUUCACGAACAGUUGGGCGUGCCGAUCAUCCCUUCGCUUCCUUGAAAGGUUCAAGUUGCUUCUCAACUUCUACUCGCUCGGAAAUUAGUCGUAGAGCGAAUCCUUAACAAUAGCAGUUUUGUUGAAUCGCUUUCAUUUGC